Molecule: messenger RNA, 1473 nt
Organism: Talaromyces amestolkiae
Lineage: Eukaryota; Fungi; Ascomycota; Eurotiomycetes; Eurotiales; Trichocomaceae
Exons: 6
Coding region: 1-1473 (490 amino acids)
Biological process (GO): proteolysis
Cellular component (GO): fungal-type vacuole
Molecular function (GO): zinc ion binding; metalloaminopeptidase activity
Source: RefSeq, a predicted model, not a curated record
AUGGUCAAAAUCAAUCACAAGCAGGCCGCAUUGGAUUUCUUAUCCUUUGUCAACGCCUCCCCCACUCCUUUCCAUGCCGUCAAGUCGAGCAAGGAGCUACUCACAGCAGCUGGCUUUGAGUCAAUUAAAGAAAAAGAUUCGUGGUCAUCAAGUCUCCAACCUGGUGGGAAAUAUUUCCUCACCCGCAAUGGAUCCACUUUGAUAGCAUUUGCUAUUGGCAAAAAGUGGAAGCCUGGCAACUCUGUUGCUAUGGUUGGAGCGCAUACCGACUCUCCUGUCCUCAGAAUCAAGCCCGUCAGCAAAAAGCAGGGCGAGGGCUUUAUCCAAGUCGGCGUUGAGACCUACGGAGGAGGUAUUUGGCAUACUUGGUUCGACCGUGACCUGGGUGUUGCUGGCCGUGUCAUGGUGCGCGCAAAGGAUGGAAGCAUUCAGCAGAAAUUGGUCAAGGUUGACAGACCCAUCCUGCGUAUUCCCACCUUGGCCAUUCAUCUGGAACGCAAGGAAUCAUUUGAUUUCAACAAAGAAACUCAGCUCUUUCCCAUUGCUGGCCUUGUCGAAGCUGAGUUGAACAGAACCAGAGACCAUACCCCGGAUUCUUCUCAGCAGGAAACCCCGACAACAUCUCUGAAACCCACAACAGAACGCCAUCACCCUUACCUUGUCGAACUAGUCGCGAAAGAGAUCGAUGCUAGACCUGCUGAUAUACUCGACUUUGAGCUGAUUCUUUUCGACACUCAUAAGUCAUGUCUAGGCGGUCUUCUCGAGGAAUUUAUCUUCUCUCCUCGCUUGGACAAUCUCAACAUGUCCUUCUGCGCUGUGCGGGGACUUAUUGAAUCCGUCCAAUCUAGCAAGGCUUUAGACAACGAAAGUGCAAUUCGACUGAUUGCACUAUUUGACCAUGAAGAGGUUGGCAGCAAGAGCGCUCACGGUGCCGAUUCGGAUGCCCUGCCAGCCGUUCUUCGUCGUCUUUCUGUGCUACCCGCCAAGGAAGCCGGCAACAAAGCCGUUGACUUGUCCACUGCCUACGAACAAAGUCUCACAACAUCCUUCCUCCUAUCCGCCGACAUGGCGCACAGCAUUAAUCCGAACUACAGCGCCAAAUACGAGUCCGACCACAAACCAUAUUUGAACAAAGGUCCCGUCAUUAAGAUCAACGCUAACCAGCGCUACGCAACCAAUGCCCCUGGUAUUGUCCUAUUGCAAGAAGUCGCACAAAAGGCUGUCGAAGACGGAGGCGACGUUGUGCCCUUGCAACUGUUUGUCGUUCGCAACGACUCUUCCUGCGGAAGUACCAUUGGACCCAUGUUGUCUGCUAAUCUGGGUGCCAGGACUCUGGAUCUAGGAAACCCUCAGCUUAGUAUGCACAGUAUCCGAGAGACUGGUGGCACAGAGGAUGUGGGACAUGCUGUGAGGCUGUUUGCAAGCUUUUUUGAGCAUUAUUCGGCUUUGUCUCCUACCAUUCUCGUUGAUUAA